CGAACCACAACGCUCAGAUAUAGUAUAAAUUUAAUAGAAACUGCCCAGCUCAUCAUCAUUUGUGCUUUGAACUUCUUGAGUGUAAAUUGCUCGUGCGCUGACGAACGAGAAAUUUUGUUGCCCAACACACUAAACAAAAAAAUACAAACUAAAAAUGAAAUUCUUUGUGUUUAUCGCUUUGGCUCUGCUCGGCUGCGCCGCUGGCGCUCAGCUGCCCGAUUCGGCAACGCAGGGACCCAAUCCCCAGGACAUUGCCACACCCGAACCGGAAUAUAUCGACAUUGAGGAUCCAGCACCAAAGGCACAAGCAGCUCGUCCCGCUGCUCCACGUCCUGUUGCCGCUGCUCCACGUCCCGUUGCCGCCGCUCCACGUCCCAUUGCUCGUCCCGUCGCUCAGUCCUUCGCUCAGCAUGUGCAGCAUGUUGCCCAGCCCAUCAUCAUGCACUUCCAGCAGCCAAUUGCUCAGCGUGUGCAGUAUGUGCAGCCCCAGCAGCAAUAUCUGGCUCCUCAGCAGCAGCAGUUCCAGCAACAGGUGUCAGGACAUGCGUACAACAGCCAGAGCGGCUACCAAUACCGUCGUCCAGUCUAUGUAAGACGCUUCUAUCGCCAGCGCUAUUAGAGAGGCGCCAAUUAAUUUUUUUUGCACUAUUUAAUAUAAUAAUUUACGACCUUUAACUUUGUACUUGCCGUUUUUAUUUACUCAACAAUUCUCUUCUCUCUUUCUCUCUCUUUCACAAUCAUUCGCCUCGCUCCCGCCCCCCACGCCAUAUCUCUAUCUGCAUGGAACCGCAUCGACACUCUAGCAUUAACCAAAUACCAAAACUAUCUUAAACCCAGCACAUAUAUCACGCUCCACUACGCACCACCAACACACACUUUGACUAUCAAAACUUUACACACUAACAAAGACCCUAAACCAAGACGUUUUUUAACUUUUUUUUCCCACGCAACGCUUAGCUAGUAAAACAAAUCAAAAAGUACAAAGAGACAAAUGAAGUUCUGAAGACACACUACGAAAAUCAAAGUAUUCCAAAAAAGA
Messenger RNA from Drosophila busckii, 1039 nucleotides. RefSeq names its product DNA translocase FtsK. NCBI's taxonomy places the organism in Eukaryota, Metazoa, Arthropoda, Insecta, Diptera, Drosophilidae. The record is from RefSeq and is a predicted model, not a curated record. Bases 155 to 619 code for a protein of 154 amino acids. The transcript is spliced from 2 exons.